Messenger RNA from Lolium rigidum, 1521 nucleotides. Its product is annotated as 26S proteasome non-ATPase regulatory subunit 13 homolog B-like. The transcript is spliced from 6 exons. Bases 16 to 1173 code for a protein of 385 amino acids. Gene Ontology annotation, biological process: ubiquitin-dependent protein catabolic process. NCBI's taxonomy places the organism in Eukaryota, Viridiplantae, Streptophyta, Magnoliopsida, Poales, Poaceae. Gene Ontology annotation, molecular function: structural molecule activity. The record is from RefSeq and is a predicted model, not a curated record. Gene Ontology annotation, cellular component: nucleus; cytosol; proteasome regulatory particle, lid subcomplex.
CCCCCGCCGUCGUCCAUGGCGCUGCAGUACGUGGAGGCGCAGCGGCAGGCGCGGCCGGACCUCGCCGACUGGUACGCCGACCUCGCCGACCUCUACCAGCGCAAGCUCUGGCACCAGCUCACCCUCAAGCUGGACCAGUUCCUCCAGAUCCCGCUCGCACAGACGGGCGACACGCUCAUACAGCUCUACACCAACUUCAUCGCCGACUUCGAGACCAAGAUCAACCUGCUCAAGCUCGCGCAGUUCGCCGUGGUGGCCUCGCGCCAGUACGCCGACAAGGGGGCCGCCGUCGCCUUCCUCGAGGGGGUGAUCGCCAAGCUCCGCGAGACGAGGGAGCUGCGCAUCGACGAGCCCAUCCUCCACGUCAAGAUGCAGAUCGCCGCCAUCCACCUCGACAAGGGCAGCCACAAGGAGUGCAAGAACCUCCUCGAGGAAGGCAAGGCCACCCUCGACGGCAUGACCGAUGUCGACCCCACCGUCCACGCCAGCUUCUACUGGAUCUCCUCGCAGUACCACAAGUCGCUCCAGGAGUUUGCAGAGUUCUACAAGAAUGCGCUCCUCUUCCUAGCCUACACCACUGUUGGCACCCUCUCGGAGCCGUUCAAACUGGACUUGGCAUUCGAUCUCUCUCUUGCAGCAUUGCUGGGGGACAACAUCUACAACUUUGGGGAGUUGUUAGCUCAUCCUAUUAUCAAUAGUCUUACUGGGACCAAGGUGGAGUGGGUGUAUCACAUGUUGGAAGCAUUUAACACAGGCAACCUAGUUCUUUAUCAGGAGCUUUGCAGAGUCCACAAUGCUGCUCUUAGUGCACAGCCUGCAUUGGUGCAGAAUGAACAAAAGUUGCUUGAGAAGAUCAAUAUUCUGUGUCUGAUGGAGAUAAUCUUUAGCCGGCCAUCAGAAGAUAGAACUAUCCCAUUAACUGUUAUUGCUGAGCAGACCAAGCUUUCAAUCAGUGAAGUGGAGUGUCUCCUUAUGAAGAGCCUCUCGGUUCAUCUUAUUGAAGGAAUAAUCGAUGAAGUUGAGAGCACCGUUCACGUCUCAUGGGUACAACCCAGAGUACUUGGAAUCACACAGGUGAAGGCAUUGCGUGAGCGCCUCGACUCAUGGAUCGGGAAAGUGCACACCACGCUGUUGUCAGUUGAGGCUGAAACCCCAGAUCUCGUUGCGGCAUAACUUGGCAAAAAGCUUUUGCAAUACGUUUUGUCGCUUUGGUUGUCAAGCAAGCAGCGGUGUAAAAGGAGAGAUGUUCUGGCUGUGAUCACUAUUGAGAACCUGGCUUGCCUUGGGCAUCCUAUUGAUCUAGACUUGUGAACUCUUCAUUAUCCUCCCAAGUCUUUACGUUGCAGGUUUCAAUGUUGACAAAGUAUCACGGAUUGAAAAUGUCAUACUGGUAGAGAGUGUCCCUGUAGUUUUUUCAGUCGAAUUUUACAAUGUAAUCAAGCGGAUUGUGUUUAUUUAUCUUUCUCUUGUGUUACGUUAGACAUGAAUGCAGGAAAAUCUUUGAUUUUCGUGUUCUUUGAA